UGUUGAAAUUAGUUUUAGUCAUUGGAAGUAUAAUAAGUUGAAGUCUGAGCUAAAUUUUGUAAAGUUGAAGGUGAGGAGCACGGUCACUGAGGAUAUUUUUGAGUCCUUUUCUCGUAGCCAGGUUGGUUUCUAUAAUGAUCGUUUUUAUUCUAUUCGUAACAGACAAUUGAGAAAAUUUGAUAAUUUGCUGAGAUCACAGAGACCCAAAGAUUUUUCCAAUGUAAAUGAAAGAUGGAUUAAAAAUUUUUCUUCAAUUAAGGACAUCCCUGAUAAUGUUCUUUACUUACUUAGUAUGGGUGAUCGUUUUAAUUUGCCUUACACGCGAUCACUUCCUAUCGAUGAAAUAAUUGCUGAUUGUGAAACUAUCAUUAAAAAACAUAAUGUAGAUGAUAGAGAUGUACUGCGGAGCAGGGUUGUUAAUGUUAUUACAAACUUUGUCGGUUCAUACCAUGGGGGGAAACAACAUGACUCUUGGAUCUCUCGAUCGAUUAAGGAAACCAGGAUGUUUUUGUCUAAUUAUAGAGAGCGAAUUAUAAUUGUCAGAGCUGAUAAGGGAAACAUUACAGUUAUCAUGGAUAGGGACGAAUACUUCAGCAAAGCACUCAACUUGCUUGGUGAUUCAAGUACAUAUAAAGUUUUAGAUUCUGAACCCACUGUUAAAAUACAGAACAAGAAUAAUAGAUUAGUAAAAGUGUUGCUUGCUAAGAAUAUAAUAACCGAAGAAGAAGCUAGGCUGUUAACUACUAAUAAUGGAGUUACCCCUAAAAUGUUCACCGAUUUUCGCCCUGAGCAAAUUUAUUUCUAUGACACUGGAGCCAAUUUUUAUUAAAGAUGAAUCAUAUGUAAGGAACUCCUUUGAACUUUUUGACUCUAUCAAUAAAUUUCAGUUACCACCAGGCUAUAAGUUGGUGUCCCUUGAUGUGAUAUCCCUUUUCAC
This is a messenger RNA of Coccinella septempunctata (seven-spotted ladybird), 937 nucleotides long. RefSeq lists its product as uncharacterized. NCBI's taxonomy places the organism in Eukaryota, Metazoa, Arthropoda, Insecta, Coleoptera, Coccinellidae. Bases 293 to 829 code for a protein of 178 amino acids. The transcript has 2 exons. The record is from RefSeq and is a predicted model, not a curated record.